AAUAAUCCAUCAUUCCUUUGUUUGCUGAAUUGUGUUCAUCCUUGAGAAAAUGGGAAGGUUAAUAUGGUUUUCCCAAAUCCUCUGCCUUUCCUUCAUGUUGUUACAGUUUCGAGUCCAAAGCACCUCACCCUCUCAAUCUUCUCCUGAUUCCCCACCACAUUUGCGCCGUCCGGAAGAGCGUUCUGCAUUGCUUGAUUUCAAAAGCACUACAAAUUUAAGUGAAGGCAAUUUUUGUACUCCUCGUCCAAUAAUACAAACUUGGAACGAGAGUAAAGACUGCUGCUUGUGGGAGGGCAUCACAUGCGACAGGAUGAAAGGUCAUGUGAUUGGCCUUGAUCUUAGCAGUAAUUGUCUUGAAGCCAGUCUAACUACAAAUAGUAGUCUCUUCCGCCUUGAGAAAUUGCAGAGUCUCAACCUUUCUGACAAUUAUUUUCAUUAUCCUAACAUCUUAUUUGGGUUUGACAGUUGGAAGAGUUUGACCUAUCUUAAUCUUUCAAGAUUGGAUGGCUCUCUGCUGUUUGAUGAGAUCUUCUUGCCAACGAAAUUGGUUUCGCUGGAUCUCUCUGAUAAUUAUGGUUUUCUUCUUGACAACAUAAAGUUUCAAAUGCUUGUGCAUAACUUAACAGAAUUAAAGUUUCUUAUCCUUGAUUCUAUGAAUAUGUCUCUGGUUGUGCCUUCUUCCUUGCUAAACUUGACUUCCUCCUUGAAAUAUUUGAGCCUUAGCGAUUGCAAUUUUUUUGGUGGUGAAAUUCCUCCAUCAAUCUCCAACCUCACCCAUCUAACUUUUUUGUUACUGUCAUCAAAUAAGUUGUUAGAGCAAAAGCCAAACAGCAUGAAGGAUGAAGAAUGGAGGCUACUCCAUAGGCGAGUGUGUGGAUUUAUCUGGCAAUGGAUUGAUGAUAGUGUGCUGAAUCAUAUAAAUGAUGAAACUGAUGCAUGCACACUAUGGACAAAGUUAGAUCAGCUUUUCCGGGUGAAGACUGGGCAGAAUAAAUUGUGCCAUAUAAAGAAAUUAAUGUAUUCAAGGUACAAAGAUGGCACUCCCACAGCAAACCAUGUUAAUGAUUUCCUUGGCAUCAUCAAGGAAUUAGCCAAUUUGGGCAUAAACUUUGAUGAUGAAGUGAAUGGUCUGAUUCUUCUUAACACCUUGCUGGAAUCAUGGGAGAGUUUUAGAUUAACAACAAUCAACUCAUCUCUUGGUGGUCAAGUCACACUGGAAAUUGCCAAAAACAAGAUCUUUGAAGAGGAAAAAAGGAUGCGGGCACUUGGAGUCUUCUCGCAACCAGAUACUCAAGCUCUUGUCAUGGAGAAUAGAGGCAGGAGUAAAACCAGAGAACCCAGAGGACGAGGAGGCAGAUCCAGAUCAAAGUCCAAAAGUGGAGUGAAAUGCUAUCAUUGUGUCCAGCUAGGUCACAUGAAAAGGAAUUGCUACUUGUUGAAAGGAAAAGACAAGAAAAAGGUUGAAGAUAGCAAUACAACCGCUGUAGCAUCUACCAGUGGCGGUGACGUGACUCUAUUAUGUGAUCGUGGGGAGUGCUGCCAUGUAGAAAACUCAGAUGCCGAGUGGAUAAUUGAUUCUGGUGCCUCUUAUCAUUGUGUUCCCAAAAGGGAAUAUUUUUCAACAUACAAAGCAGGAGACUUUGGCACCAUAAAAAUGGGAAACAAGAGUGUUUCUCAUAUUAUGGGAGUUGGUGAUAUCUGUGUCCAGACAAAUGUUGGGUGCACAUUGACACUAAAAAAUGUGCGACAUGUUCCUGAUAUGCGUCAACUGAACACAAUUGAAGAUGAGGCUUCUCCAAAUUUAUGGCAUAAUAGAUUAGCUCACAUAAGUGAGAAAGGAUUGCAACUUUUGGCUAAGCAGUCCCUUAUUCCCAUGGCCAAAGGUGAAUAUGUGAAUCCUUGUGAUGUUUGUCUAUUUGGAAAGCAACACCGAGUUUCUUUUCAGAAGAAUUUGACUCAGAAGAAGAACAAGCUAGACUUGGUCUACUCUGACGUUUGUGGUCCCUUUGAGCAUUACCAUGCUAUGGUGGAAAGGGAGACAGGGUUGAAGUUGAAAUGUCUCCAUACAGAUAAUGGAAGGGAGUACACCUCCAAAGAAUUCAGAGACUACUGUUCCAAGCAUGGCAUAAGGCAUGAAAAGACAAUUCCUGGCACACCACAACACAACGGUGUUGCAGAACGGAUGAACCGUACCAUUGUGGAGAAAGUUCGAUGCAUGCUAAGAAUGGCAACUCUACCUAAGCCAUUCUGGGGUGAAGCAGUCAACACAACAGUGUAUCUGAUCAACCGGUCGCCUUCAGUUCCUUUGAACUUUGAAAUCCUGGAGAAAGCUUGGACGGGAAAGGAUGUUGGAUACUCUCACUUGAGAGUGUUUGGGUGCAAAGCAUUUAUGCACGUGCUAAAGGAACAGAGAUCCAAGCUGGAUGAUAAAGCCAUUCCAUGCAUUUUUGUUGGAUAUGGUGAUGAGGAGUUUGGCUAUAGACUAUGGGAUCCAGAAAAGAAGAAAACUGUCAGAAGUAGAGAUGUCGUGUUCCAUGAACACGAGAAAAUUAAUGAUUUGAAGGAGGACAAAGCUACAAGAAGUUCUGGAGAGGGUGUGGAAGAUUUAACACCGACAAAAACUCCUUCAAGAAAAAUUACAAAUGAAGAAGAGGUGCAAGCACCAGAAGAUGAGACAGAGGAGCCAACAAUUGAAGAAGAAGAAGCAAGUGUAGAUAGGGGAAAUGAUGAGCAAGGGGAGCAACCCUUGCCACAAGAGGAAGAACCUCAGUUGAGAAGGUCCACCAGAGAGCACAAACCAUCUGCAAGAUACUCCAGUUCUGAUUAUAUCUUGAUCACUGAAGAGGGGGAGCCGGAGAACUUCCAAGAGCUUGUGGAACUUCCCAAAGGAAGAAAAACCCUGAAGAACAAAUGGGUGUUCAAGCUCAAGAAAGAUGGUGACAAGAUAGUUAGAUAUAAGGCUCGGCUGGUGGUAAAGAGCUUCAGUCAGAAAAAGGGGAUUGAUUUUGAUGAAAUAUUUUCCCCAAUGGUGAAGAUGAGCUCAAUUCGAGUUGUGCUUGGUCUAGCAGCAAGCAUGAAUCUUGAGCUUGAGCAGUUAGAUGUAAAAACUGCAUUUCUUCAUGGUGACUUGCAUGAGGAAAUUUAUAUGGAUCAGCCAGAAGGUUUUGAAGAACAAGGGAAGGAGCAUAUGGUUUGCAAAUUGAAGAAGAGUUUGUAUGGACUAAAGCAAGCUCCAAGACAAUGGUUAAAAGAGGAGUUAUCAAAGUCCUUUGACAUGAAGGACUUGGGACCAGCAAAGCAAAUUUUGGUUAGCACUCCUCUUGCAAAUCACUUCAAGCUAAGUAAACAAUCUUGUCCAACUACCAAAGAAGAAAAGGAGAAAAUGUCACUUAUUCCUUAUUCUUCUGCAGUCAGUUCACUGAUGUAUGCAAUGGUAUGUACACGGCCAGACAUUGCCCAUGCUGUUGGUGUUGUGAGUAGAUUCUUGUCCGAUCCAGGCAAGAUUCACUGGGAAGCUGUUAAGUGGAUCUUCAGAUAUCUGAGAGGAACUACCAAGUUGUGUUUGACAUUUGGGCAAACUGAACCAAUUCUAAAGGGAUACACAGAUGCAGACAUGGCAGGUGACCUUGAUAAUAGAAAAUCUAUUUCAGGGUAUUUAUUCACUUUUGCAGGGGGAGCUGUAUCAUGGCAAUCAAAAUUGCAGAAGUGUGUUGCCUUGUCAACAACCGAAGCUGAAUACAUUGCAGCUACAGAAGCUGAUUUAUUUGGUUUUGGAUAUCUUGAAACUGUUGACCUGAGAUCCAACUUACUACAAAGAUCACUUCCCAUUCUAUCAACAACUUGGGAUUUUAUGCGUGGACUCGUUUCAGGGAAUAAUUUGACUGGUCAAAUCCCUUCUUCUUAUUGCAAUUUGACUUCUCUCAGAGUUCUAGUCUUAGCUAAUAAUAGUUUGGGAGGGAAAAUUCCAGAAUGCCUUGGAAACUUGAGUGAUCUCUCCAUCUUGGAUCUGGGGAUGAAUAAGUUUCAUGGUAGAAUCCCAAAUUCAUUUGUAAACAACAGUUUCUUCAGAACUCUCAAGCUAAAUGGCAACCAGUUGGAAGGGAGACUGCCAUCAUCUUUGGUUAAUUGCAGCCAGUUGGAACUUCUAGAUGUGGGGAACAACCGCUUGAAUGACAGCUUUCCACAAUGGUUAGGUGUUCUUCCAAGGCUACGAUUUCUCAUCCUUCGAUCUAAUCUAUUUCAUGGUGCCAUUAGCAAUUCUAUGCCUGCAUUUUACUUCUCUCAGUUGAGAAUCAUUGAUGUCUUGCAGAAUGAUUUCACAGGUCUCCUACCAAGUAACUAUUUCAAAAAUUUGACAACUAUGAGAGAUGUAAAUGGAGCUGAUGAAGCCAUGUGGGAAUACAUUGUUGAUACUAAUAUUUAUUAUAUGGAUUCUGUGACAAUAAUAUGGAAAGGCUUAGAGAUUCCUGAAGAACUGGGAGAACUUAAUUCACUUGUAUCGCUAAACUUGUCUCACAACAGACUCACUGGUCGAAUUCCAUCAUCCUUGGGGAAAAUGGCAAAACUUGAAUCACUGGAUCUCUCAUCAAACAAGCUUGAUGGUUGGAUUCCUGGGCAGUUGACAGGUUUGAUAUUCCUUUCUUAUUUGAACCUUUCGCACAACAAACUUAAAGGUCACAUUCCUCAAGGGAAGCAAUUCGAUACUUUCUCAGAUGAUUCCUACAUGGGGAACUCUGGGUUGUGUGGAUUACCAUUAGACCUGGCAAAAAUCCACCCGACCCGUCAACCCGACCCUAACCCGACCCUUAAAAAACGGGAAGAACCAGGAGCACCUCCAUCAAAAUUUGAUGAAGAAGAUGACUUUGCAACACUCUUCGAGUGGAAGUUUGCAUUGGCGGGCCAUGGGUGUGGACUAGUAUUGGGACUUAGUCUGGGAUACAUUAUGUUCACAACAGGAAAACCAUGGUGGGUGGUGAAGAAGGUGGAGAAAUAUCAACAGAAAUUUUUUGGAACAAGCAUCUGCAGGCAUAAGAAGAGAAAAACCCAAAAAUCCAACCAACACUCUUAGGUGAGUUUCUACAGCCUCUUUUUAUUUGUGUUCCUUCUCAUCAUAACAAUGGAUAGAAUAGUCGUAAUGCUUUUUGUAAUUUUGCUUUCUUUUCCACAGUAGAAGCUGCAGGCAGUUGGCUUUCUUUCUUCCUCCAAGAAGAUCUGACAAAAAUAAUGUGUGCAUGAGUUUAAUUAGUUGGCAGCAUAAGCUGCAGCCGGUUGCCCGUUCUUUCUGAGAUGGUUAUGUCUUUUCAUGUGAAUGAAUAUUAUUUCAUGUU
Messenger RNA from Rubroshorea leprosula, 5327 nucleotides. The record is from the annotation of a GenBank genome assembly. Lineage: Eukaryota; Viridiplantae; Streptophyta; Magnoliopsida; Malvales; Dipterocarpaceae.